AUGGAGGGCGUCGCUGGCUCAGCCCUGCCGCCGCCGGGACCGAAAGGACGGAGCGGCUACCGCGCAGCCGCUAAGACGCCGACGCCACGCCCACUCCCCGCCCCCGCGCCUCCUCGCGCCGCGCCCAUUGGCUGCGCCGCCCGGCCAUGCCCCGCCCCUACCUGCGUGCCUCGCCUCCGAGGGCUGCCGGGAAGCCCGCUGCGCCCCGCCCCGCACUCCAGCGCGCCGCGCCCAUUGGCUGAGCUCCCCGGAGACGCCCCGCCCCGCACCCCUAGGACUGAGAAGAAAGGAUUGAGCCCCGAUCUGCCUGCCAGGCACCCAGCCAGGAGAACCCCUUCUCUGCCAGCAUCUGAUAAAAUUACCUGCGUGGCUUCAGCGAUCACUGCUGCCUGACCAGCAGCUGCUCUCCUGGAAUCUGCGUCCAGAAAGCCCCUUGGGGGUCAGAAAAGUAGGUGGAUUAAUAUAGAAGUAGAGGUGGGUUUUUUGUGUGCUUAUUGAGAUGGAGUCUUGCUCUGUCGCCCAGGCUGGAGUGCAGUGGUGCAAUCUCGGCUCACUGCAAUCUCCGCCUCCCAGGUUCAAGCGUUUCUUCUGCCUCAGCCUCCCAAGUAGCUGGGAUUGCAAGUGUGUGCCACCAUGCCUAAUUUUU
This is a messenger RNA of Symphalangus syndactylus (siamang), 646 nucleotides long. RefSeq names its product atherin-like. The record is from RefSeq and is a predicted model, not a curated record. Lineage: Eukaryota; Metazoa; Chordata; Mammalia; Primates; Hylobatidae.